CUCAAUCUCAUCACUCAAAAAGUACCAAAAUCUGUCUCUACCUUUGAGAAUCUUUGAAACCCCAACAAUCUUUUUCUUUUAAAACAUGUGGAAAUUAAUGGGUUCCUCUCAAUUUUCUAAACCAUCCUAUCUUUUCCUUUUCCUUGCUCAAUUGAGCUUAAUAAUUCACGUGUGUCUUGGAGCAAGAAAGCUAACAUCACUCUACCGACCUCCACCCAUGGCCCUAACUUACCAUGGUGGUGCUUUGCUUGAAGGGGACCGCCCAGUUUCAAUUCUAUGGUAUGGAAAUUUCGCACCACCCCAAAAAUCCAUUGUUGUUGAUUUUCUUCUCUCUCUUAAUCAUAUUGAUCCACAAAAAGACCAACAAUCCAAGUCCUCAGUCUCUCUCUGGUGGGGCACAGUCCAAACCUACAUGAAAAAAGCUGGCAAAAAGCCAACCCGCAUUUCUCUCUCAACCCAACUCUCAGACAAAAACUACUCAAUUGGCAAAAACUUGAAGAAAUCUCAUGUCUCCGAGUUGCCUCACCGGGUCAACUCGUCACCCGGUGGGUUGACUCUUGUCCUCACAUCGCAUGACGUGGCGGUUGAGGACUUUUGCAUGAGCAACUGUAGGUCCCAUGGCCACAAAGGCAACUCGGUGACUCAAUGCCCGGGUCAGUGUGCGUGGCCGUUCCACCAACCCGUGUACGGGCCACAGACAUCACCGCUGGGUGCACCCAACGGUGACGUGGGGGUGGAUGGCAUGGUCGUAAAUAUCACGAGUCUUUUGGCCGGUUCUGUGACGAACCCGUUUGGAAGCGGCUACUAUAUGGGCUCGGCUGAGGCUCCCCUGGAGGCGGCUUCGGCUUGUCCUGAGGUGUACGGGAAAGGGGCUUAUCCCGGUUAUGCUGCGGUGUUACAAUUGGACACAAGUUCUGGUGCGAGCUACAAUGCGAUUGGUGUGAACGGGAGGAAGUACCUCUUGCCUGCUCUGUUUGAUCCUAAUACUUCUCAGUGUUCAACCGUUGAGUGAGAGUGUUGAGCUUAGAAGGACACGUGGCUCUUUUGUGGUGAUCGUUGUAUAUAUUAAUGUGUGGGUGUUUUGUUGCUUUCAAUUUCAAUGCCUCCUCGCACGUAUUGAGAAUUUUGAAGGCAGAAGGGGCCAUGCAAAGUGGCUCACCUGGUUGGGAUGGGCUUUUAGUCCAGCUAAAGAUGUGUUUUGUGUAGAAGUUUACGUAUGAACAGCCCGUUUACAAAGCCACAUCCAUGUCAAUGCAAGAGGUUUUAGGGCUUGUUCAAGAUCAGCACAAAUAUAAACAUCGCUGAAUUUGGGUCCUUAUAGUUUUGUUGUCUCGAAUUAGCCCAUGUACUUUACUACACGUGCCUCU
Molecule: messenger RNA, 1367 nt
Organism: Prunus mume (Japanese apricot)
Lineage: Eukaryota; Viridiplantae; Streptophyta; Magnoliopsida; Rosales; Rosaceae
Source: RefSeq, a predicted model, not a curated record